GAGCAGUCGUCAUUCAUUCAUUCAUUCAUUCAUUCAUUCACAUUCAUUCCUCACGCACACAGCUCUUCGCGCUCGACUCGCGAGCAACAUCCAGACCCAUCAGCAGCGACCAAAGCUUCCGCAUACCUCCUCGCUUCCUCGCCCCUUUGUCGCAUGGCAAGGCUUCGACUACAGCAAAAGCUAGGCUAGGCAAGGCGAGGCAAGGCAAGGCUAGCGUGGGCGCAUACAUGCUCAUAUCAGACAGGAGCCGACGCUCUACGCUCACUCGCUGAUCAGUCAGCUAGCUGGCUGACAAUCACGUUGAACAUGGCCGUGACCAUGGCCGAUCUGGCGUGCAGAAUGGCAAGCAUGGCCGGUCCGAGUGCAAUCAGUCAGAGUUCAGCUUUACACGCAUGCGCAUGCGCACGUGCACCCCUCCUCUCCUCCCACCACUCCCGCUCCCUCCCCCGCCCGUCUUCGGGAUGCGCAAACUCAAGCAGUAGAAGAGGCUUUCAUGAAUCUCAUCGGCAUACUCUUCGCACCCAUGCUCUCGCCUCAUCCCGCUCUCCCUUCUGCUCCCCUUCCAUCCAUAAUCUCAAUUCAGCCCGCACUGCGCACCUCUUCCGGUCAGGAAGAGCUUGUCAAAGCAGAUGCUUCAGAUUACCAGACCUGUCGCAAUUAUCGCCUUUUGCACAGACACGGGGACGUGGGCAUCAAAAGGCUGGGGACGGGGCUGGGAAUAGAGCAGGACCCGAAGGAACAGAGACUGUGAGCGAAUCCAUCGUCCUUCCGUACACCGCCAAAACGCUUCAUGCCCUCGUAGAAGAUGUGCCUUCCUACUCCUCCUACCUGCCCUUUUGCACAUCUUCCACCAUCCUCGGUCCCAGCACCUCCUCGGCACGUGAUCCGCCCAAUUCCAAAGCUUUCUUGGCCCAAUUAUCCAUCGGCUUCAAGGGAUUCUCGGAGAGCUACACUAGUAGAGUCGUUAGUGUGCCGGAGAAGAGCGUCGAGGCAACAGCUCAAUCAGACCUGUUCGAGCACCUGCACACACGUUGGACCUUUACCCCUCUUCCCACCGAUCCUUCCCGCACAAGGGUGGAUUUUCAAGUCUCUUUCGCAUUUCACAAUCCUCUGCACGCGCUCGUUGCUGGCAAUGUGUGCAGGAGCAUGGCGGGGGAUAUGAUUGCCGCUUUCAAAAGAAGGGCGGAGACGAUUUCGUAGGGCCAAAAAAAUGAGGCCCAAACUGCGAAUUCAAAAGGGGAAGAAAGUUGAAAGGGUUUCAAAGGCAAGAAAGUUUCCCCGAAACAAACACUUUUGAAGCCGCGCUCACGUUGAAGUGGGAAUGUCGAGGCAGCUGGGUUUGAUGCGCAGAGAACUUGCACUCUUCCUGCUCUGCAAAUAGAACUUCCUCCCCUUACCCCUCCCCGGCUUGCAAUCGUAAAACUUGAACAUUUUUCACCUGCUCGCGACAUGCAAACAGUCGAAGGAUCAACAAGGAGAGGGAUGAUGUGGAUAUGCUAUUUGCAAGUCCCUCGCCGCUCUCGG
This is a messenger RNA of Ceraceosorus guamensis, 1524 nucleotides long. RefSeq lists its product as hypothetical. NCBI's taxonomy places the organism in Eukaryota, Fungi, Basidiomycota, Exobasidiomycetes, Ceraceosorales, Ceraceosoraceae. Gene Ontology annotation, biological process: cellular respiration; ubiquinone biosynthetic process. The record is from RefSeq and is a predicted model, not a curated record. The transcript is spliced from 3 exons. Gene Ontology annotation, cellular component: mitochondrion. Gene Ontology annotation, molecular function: ubiquinone binding. Bases 307 to 1200 code for a protein of 297 amino acids.